GUGGUGUUGUAAAAUGCCGUGAGGCGCGGCCGGCGGGGCCUGAGGGACAGAGCCCGGGCCCGGUCCCGCUCCAUAUGCCCCGAACCGUCCCGUCCCGCUCCAUGUGGGGCCGCUCCUCGUCCGCAUCCUCUUCCUCAUCCUUCUACUAUGGCCCGGAAAACAGUUAGCAGGAAGCGGAAAGCGGCGGCGGCUGCCGCCGCGGGGACCGGGGGACUCCAGGGGGAGCAGUAUGGAUGGGAUCACUCGGUUCACAAAAGGAAAAGGCUCCCGCCGGUGAAAAGGUCUCUGGUGUACUACGUGAAAGGGAGAGAGGUCCGGAUGCAGAAUGAGUCCGGCUACCACCGCUUGUUGCAUGGAUACGCAGCCCAGCAGCUCCCCAGCCUCCUGAAGGAGCGGGAAUUUCACCUCGGAACACUCAAUAAAGUGUUUGCCUCCCAGUGGCUGAACCACCGACAAGUGGUGUGUGGGACAAAAUGCAACACGUUAUUUGUAGUAGAUGUCCAGACUGGUCAAAUUACCAAGAUUCCUAUCCUGAAGGAUCGUGAACCCGGCAUGGUGAACCAGCAGGGAUGUGGCAUUCAUGCCAUUGAGAUCAACCCCUCGAGGACCCUCCUGGCCACAGGUGGAGACAACCCCAACAGUCUUGCAAUUUAUCGUCUGCCUACACUUGAUCCUGUCUGUGUGGGAGAUGAUGGACACAAGGACUGGAUAUUUUCAAUUGCGUGGAUCAGUGAUACUAUGGCUGUUUCUGGUUCCCGGGAUGGUUCAAUGGGUCUGUGGGAAGUCACAGAGGAUGUGUUGUCCAAAAGCGAUGCCAGGCAUAAUCUCUCUCAAGUUCCUGUCUAUGCCCACAUAACACACAGUGCUCUGAAGGAUAUCCCGAAGGAGAACACCAAUCCUGACAACUGCAAAGUCCGAGCACUGGCUUUCAACAAUAAGAACAAGGAGCUGGGAGCUGUGUCCCUGGAUGGGUAUUUUCAUCUUUGGAAAGCAGAGCACACACUAUCAAAGUUACUUUCCACUAAGUUGCCAUACUGCAGGGAGAACGUGUGUUUGGCUUAUGGUCAGGAGUGGUCAGUGUAUGCAGUAGGAUCACAGGCGCAUGUCUCCUUUCUGGAUCCGAGGCAGCCUUCUCACAACGUUAAAUCCGUCUGUUCCAAAGAACGAGGCAGUGGUAUCCGCUCAGUGAGCUUCUACGAGCACAUCAUCACUGUGGGGACAGGGCAAGGAUCCUUGUUGUUUUAUGAUAUCAGAGCCCAGAGGUUCCUGGAAGAAAAGCCCCCUCGUGCCUGCUAUGGGCAGAAGCAGAAAUUAGGAGGAAGUGAAAUUUUGAAGCUGACAACUGGGAAAGGCUGGCUGAACCAUGAUGAAACCUGGAGAAAUUAUUUUUCUGACAUAAAUUACUUCCCAAAUGCUGUUUACACCCACUGCUACGACUCGUCUGGAACGAAACUCUUUGUGGCAGGAGGCCCUCUCCCAUCAGGACUUCAUGGGAAUUAUGCUGGUCUCUGGAGCUAAUGAUAACUCUUCAUUCUGAUGCUGAUCUUUACACAGAUUUCCAUUUUUUUAAACGACAAAAUCGUGUGAUGCCAUUGAUUCCUGAUUUAAACACAAGUUAUUUUUGGGCAGAGUUUUCUGUUGGUCUCCAACAGUUUUGUACAUCUUUUUGAACUAGUUUUUUGCUUUAACCUCCUUGAUUCUUUAUAUGGAGGUGUUUUGAAGUCCUUUUUUAUUGUAUUUACUCCAAAUGACUCUUCCCCCCAUUUAGGCUGUCUUGGCCAUGUGCCCCCUCCUCUACUUUGCUGUGAGGCAGGAUUUCUUUCUUAUAGAGUGGUUGCUCCUGAGCUUUCCGUGAAAGUCUCGGGGCUGCAUGUGUGCAGGUACUUCGUGUCAGUUACAUUACCUGGAGUGAGGACUACUUGUAAUUAAAAAAUAUUAAAAAUAUUUAUAAGAGAUAAGCUACUACUUUAUCUGCAGAGCCUGGCCCUGGCCUGGGUUGAUCAUAUUUUUUAAAAGUACAAGUCUAAUGAUACUGUUUAUAUGUAGAGGGAUAUGGUAAUUUUAAGCUGUACUCACUGGAGCCCAGGGAUGGAUUCCCUAGGGGUAUCGCCCAUCAGAUCCAAAGUGCAGGAGUUUCAAAAGUGCAUUUGUGUUUGAAUGGUAGUUUUCAGCAGUGCUAGGAGCAAAAAUUGAUCUGUUUCUUCACUGCCUGUCCCAGGUAUCAGCUUGCACAACUGGAGUUUGUAUAGGCUGUUCUGCAGCAUGGCUGUUGCAGGGUGACAUUACAUUGAGGGCUGCAGAGGUGCUGAGAGGAAAUGGGGGCUAGUUACUCAAAUGAACUAAAUCUGUCUGUUCUCCAGAUGAAACAUGGUUUCUAAGUAUGCUGUUAGGGUAGCUUAAAAGCUCUUCAUAAACUGCCUAAAACCUAGGACCUUUUUUAUCCCAGAUUGUGGAAAUUUUUUCCCUUUUUUGCUGUUCUGGUUGGCCAUCUGCUCAAAUAAGCCAAUGGAAUAAAUAAACUAUUUUUUUUCUCCAAGAUUAAAGAGUGCAUCUCAGACUUUACGAAUGCAAGCGAGAAGCUUUCCAUGAAGGAGGAUAGCUUGGUGUUACCUCACUUUGUGCUAGCGUAUGCUGUAGGAGAGGCUCAGGCUUUUCCAGAAUCCCCUGCUGCCUUCUGCAUUCAGACACCCUCCAACUUCACCUGGGAGUGGGAGGGGAGAACAGGUCCAAUGCCCUUCAGGUCAAGCUGUGAAGCAUGUGCCUCCCAAGGGUGAUGGUCUUACCCAAUUCUCAGCUAAAAUGCAAGACUCCGGGGUGUUCCUCCUUUUGGCAGGCACUAAACUCUCAGCUUGUUACUGAAGCCUCUGUCCUCUGCUGGAAGUAAUGCCUUUCCCCUGACACUGGUGGAGUAAAGUGUGCCUGUACCUCACAGCUUUGGUGCCAAACGGGCAGUUGGUUGAAGCUGAGAGGAAAGACAAGGCUGGAACAUGCUCUCUUCUCCCAUCUCUGUGGGACAUCCCAGCUACCACUGCAGUUCUUGCCCACAGCCAAGAGCUAAGGCUGCAUGUGUCUUUGCAGUCUCUCUCAUCUUCAUACUUGGUAUCUUCAUCAGUAACACCAAGCAGUCAGCGUCAGGCUUAAGUUCCAGUUGGUAUGGAGAUCUGGAUGGAAAUCCUACGAGGAGUGCAGAUCCCUCUCAUUGGGGUGUAAAUCCUGGCAAGAGGAGACCUCUCUCCCAGGUGUGCCCCUGUCCCAGAAGUAUAAUUAGCACUGAGCACUGACACAGGUGCUUCACAAGCAGAUCAUCUUCCAGUGUUUCGUAAGUGUACUUCCCAUUGUAGUCUGGUUGCUUAAUCUGCAUCAGUUCAAGGUACUGUGUGUAUGGCUAGUCAGGCUUUUCUCUGAAAAGGGCAGAUUAUAUACCAUGGGGUAGCUGCUUUGGUUAUUUUAGGGAUUUAGAAAAGUGGAAGUAUUGAAGAAAAACAAAUCUUGGAGAAGAAUGGCAGGAUUUGUCUUUCUACAGCUACUGUGUAAGAUCAUUCUGUCACAAGGAACAUGUUCUGCUUUGCUUUGUUGGGGUUUUUUUAAUUGGGUUUGUUUCGUUUUAUUUUGUUAAAGAAGCUAGACACUUAAGUCUACAUGAGUGUCCUCCAGUUCUGCUGAAGCAACAGGUAAUAGCUGGGCAUUUAGUGUCAGCAGUUCCAAAGGGAGACUCCUGCUCUGGAUAUUCUAGCCCUGAUGUUGAUCUAUUAAUUGAAGCAUAUUUUAGGCCAUGAUAGGGGAAAAAAUGGUAUUUAUAUGGCCUUCAAACACAGAGGUUGAUUUUUCUGCAGUGUCUAGGUUACUCAGGAGGCAGCACUGGAAAUUGUCCCUUCCUGCUGACUCUGAUCUCCACAAGUACCUCAGUAUGUGCUCCUAAAGCCUGGUAAUGUGAGUGCCCUUUUCCUCCUUUUUUUUUUUGCACAGAAAGCUCUGCACAAUUCUCACAUGAAUUUGGAAAAUUAUGUAGAACUCCUCAAGUCUCACCUGCUUUUGUGUAUUCUGCUUUCAGGAUGCUUUCUUGCAAAAAUAACUUUUUAUGGUAAGGGAGCCAUCUUUGUUGCUGUAUGAAAAUCCCCACAAAAAACAAACCAAACUAGAGAGUGCUGCAAGCACACAAACAAGUUGGGCCAGAGAUAACUUAUUUUCUAGCUAGUUUCAGUGGUUUUAAGUGCUUACAGCAAUAUAUAGAUGUUAAGUUUUAGAGAGUUCUUCUUGACUUUGAUUUUGUUGCCCUGUUGGGUUAGAUAUCUCAUGAAAUUCAGGAUCAGGUUAGAAAUGUGGGGGGUUUCCCAUCCAAGUGCAGGAAUGGCUGCAGAACAGGGCAUCUCCGGGCUCCACAGGGAGGCAAGUUGGGUACCCCAUUGUUCAAAAGGCAGAUAUACCCCUGCAAUGGAAUGAGCUCAGUCUGGUGACUGCACUUCAAUAGCUUCUUGAACAGCUUGCUGUGUGCUGCUAAGACCCAAUGGCAUGCAUAUAUUCAGACCAUCUUACCUUUUCCACUGUUUCUUAAAGAUUUCCCUCCCUUGGUCUUUCCAGCUAGAAUGGUUUGUUUGGGGCUGCUUCCUCCAACCCAAAUCAUACCAGUUUUUGCUGUAGCAGUAUUGUCCUUGCAGAGGUGACCUCUAUUGAGCAGGAACAGGCUUGCUAGCAUUUUGUCAGCCUGUGCUCAAGACCUUCAAUUUGCUUUUUUUUAACUGGGUAAAAGUUGAAGGCUAGCUCAGACUGUUGAACUGGGCAGUUACUCUUGUACGUGUUUGACUGAUGUGAUUACACAGUAGUAGUCUGUUCCAGGUGGGGAACAUACUCUGGUUUAUCUCACUUGAAGGAGAGAAAAGAACUUUUAGCAUAACAUACCUUCAGACUGGCUGCUAUUGACUUCUCAGUCGUGUGGGAUCUUCUGUGCUACCAGUGAGUGUAGGAAGCAGUUAAUUUUACUGCUCAGCUCUUUUCAGUGGACUACCAUGUUAAUUGGGGUAUUUUUGGGUAUUACAUUUUCAGUAUUCAUAAUAGGUAAUCAAACGAGUGACUCAGUUAGGGGUUUGGUAACACCUAGCUUGUAAAUACUGGGUAGCAACUCCUCAGUAAUAGCUGGAUGUUACAUCAUGGGACAUUCCUGAGGAAUCAGAAGCUACUUUGCAGUGUUGGCUUGAGCACAGUAAUAAGGGUUGUGCUCACCCUCUUCACUGAACACCUUAUUCCUGUAGUUCCGCCAGCUUUCUCCCUUGUACAGUCAAGUCUUGUAGGGAGAAUUGCUAGUGCUCUCCUCUGGUGCUUUCUGGGAUUGCAGUAAAGAAGUGAGUCCAUUUGUUUGAUUCCCUCAUCAGUGCUGCUGUUGUUAGUUCGAGGUGAGUAAAUUACCAAAGAAUAGUUGUUAGUAGGUUUAUGUUCCUAGUCUCAAUUGUUCAUUCUCCUCAGAGAUCCAUUUUUAAGAUCAUUGCAAGCGCCCAGUGAUCUUGCUGGACUUCGUCUGUUCACAAAGGUUAUGCUCAUGUUGUGGGUGACUCUUGUGAUUCUCUUCAUGAGAGGAGCUCCUGAAUUGCAUUACGGGGUUUAUAUUUGCUGCCUCCAUUUUAGGGCUUUGGCAGCUUUUUGUAUCUAAAGGAUUAAGAUACUUGGGGAUCAUUCUCUUCCAGAAUUUCAUCCUAUUCCUUCGUCUGAAUACUUGCUUUGUAUAUAGCUUGCACCUGCAAAGUUAACAGAUUAAAUUUAUGAUCCAGCUAUGUGGAGUGGUGCUUUGGUGUCUUAAUUUGUGCCCCUCAGCUGAGAGGCAUUUACAGGCCUUGUGAACUGCUGUGCCUCACGUGGUGCAGGUGUGAAACAAAGCAGGCUUGCCUAGACCCUUCAUGAGGUCACUUGGAAACCAAGGACAGGUGGGCUGUCAAGUUACUGCACGUGGGAAAGCAGCAGCAUCUUUCAGCAGCCAGGUGGGAGCUCUGAGGUCUUUUUUUAGUGGUCUGAUACUCUUAUUUUCAAUAAACCCACUUUUCCAAGUUGUCUGAUAUCUUCUUAAUUAGCUUCUUUUGCAAUUGCUGCUAUGACUGAAUUACUGGACUGGGGUACAGCUUGUUCCUAAGGAACACCGUUGCAGAGCUGUGUGUCAUGCAGGGGGAGCUGAUCCUCUGGCCAGCCCAUGCUGAGCCAGGGACUCCUGAGCUACCAGGCACAAACUUCUUAGCUUAAAGCCAAGUGAAAAUCCCUGUGUGCCCUGCUGGCCACCCCACAGUCUGAGCCCAUGGUGUGACCUCAACUUAAAAUGCAUUUCUGAGUGUUACAGUGCCCUCAGUAACUUAUUUGAAAGUCUGAAGCAGACACCCCCAGACAAGGGAGAGUGGAAGAGAACACAGCCACAUCUUGUUUGAGGUGCUUUCCUUUGCCCCUGUACAUGAGCACUUCAUGUGGUGAGGAUGAGCAAGGAACACCACAGAACCAGUAAAAGGCAAAGGGUAUUUGGUAUGGCUCUCGGGACUCCAGAAGUAUUUAAAAACUAGAGGGGAUACAUGAAUGCUUAAUUGGAAACGUCUUUGAGAGAUCAAGUAUAUAUCCCUGACAUUCCUAAUUCUCUGUGUUAAUUUUCAAGGAUAAAAUUAGGAAGUACCUUUUUGCUUGUGAUGCUGAGUUUUUUCAUGAAAAUCAUGUGAUGCUUGGGUAAUUAAAAGAAUGCUCUUGCAGAAGGGAAUCUUCCCAUUUCCUAACAGCCUCUCCCGCUAGUAUCCUGCUGGGAGCAGUAUGGUCUAAGAAAGUGCACACAGAUUUAAAAUGGAGUGCCGGGGUUGGCAGAGUUGGGAAAAUGUGGGCUGUCUGACUGUUUCUAUACCCAAAAAACCACCAACACUUGACUGUAUACAAAUUGUGGUUGCUGUACUGAAACUGAGAGGGUGUAUAAAACCCCUCGCAACAUAGUGCAAUGUCUUUAGUCCUAGAUUCUUUUGAAUUGAUUCUUUUGCCUUCAGGACAAAAAAUUUAGUAGUCAAUACACUGUUUUGUUAGGAACUGCUUUUCUAGAUUCCCUUACUAAUAGGGAAAAUUCAGGUGCUGAAUCUUACAAUCCCAUUAAACUUGUACUUUUUAUUUGCCCGUUCACCUGGUCUCUUUUCAUUUCCAAGGCCUCCCACAGUCUCAGGGUAUAAAUCACUAUGACUCAUCCAAAUAGUACUGAAAUGGACCAACCAGAGGUUAAUGUGCCUUCCUCUUCUGGUACCUUGAUCUUUGUAAAGUUAUCUCAGACUCGUCACUGUCUUAGGGCUGGGUACAUGCAUUGUCUUUUUCUAAGAUGUAUGUGUUGAAAUUGCAACAAGUUUGUACUGUUACUUGUGACCUGUUCCAUCUGUGUUAGGAUGUGGUGUAGACACAAAUCAAUGCGCUGGAUGGUCUUGGUAUCAGUCUUGCCAGUGACACCUAUCAGUGCUUGCUUGUAUGUUCAUGUGUACAUAAAUGCUGGAUCUUCCCCACUGCCCGUGGUGCACAAGAUGCACAAAAUACACAAGGUGUUUUAAAAUGUGCAGUGGUCACAACUUGUUGCCUGAAGGUAGGAUGUCCUACAGUGAACUGUUUUUAAUGGUUUUAUUUUAUUUUAUUUUUAAUAAGAUCCAAAGCCUUCAGGGAAAAAAAAAAUCAGGACUUGCUGAUACUUGAUGGCUUUUGUUCUGAAUCCAGGGUCUGAUGGUUGUUAACAACUCCUUCAAAUCUACCCAUCUAAUAGAGGCUUUCUCAGCUUGUUUCUGUCAUGAGCUGUAUCAGAAACACCGCUGAAUCCUGAGCUAUCACAGAAGCUGUCAAGCAAAGUAGUAACAACUCUCUUCAAAUAUUACAGUGCACAUUUUUUAAAUGUAAGAUAAACCUGUUCCAAGUUAUUGAUGCAGCUUACAAGUGGAACACUGGGAAACUGCAGGUAGUAUGUGAAACCGGCCUGUCUGCACAUGGGGCUCAGUGUUCUGUUACCUUGCAAAUUGUUUCUCCUCUCUGAAAAGGGUUUUUUUUGUUUGUUUUUUUCCAUACAAAGACAUGAUACAUUUGGCUUAGUUUUCUAAAGAUAUAUUUGUUUACAAACCUCAAACUGACACCUGGAAUUUGGGCUGAGUUUCUAUCGCUUACGCAGACAGUAAUGCAUGAUGUCUCAUAAGAGCCUAGAAACAGGAACAUAUAUAUCUUCACUUGCUGUGGCCUUCCAUGGACAUGCCUAUGCAUAAUUAACUGAAUUACAGUACUGCACUCUGUUGAUCCAUGAGGCUGCCUUUGUAUUUAGAAUCAGCACGAUUAGUCAUCAGUGUGUUGACAUUAAUACAUGAUCAUGGAGCUCUAAGGUCUGUGUGUUUUCUGUGCUAACUGUAUCUGUUCUCUCUGUACCGCAGUGCAGACUUAACUCCAGAGUUCUCUUUGCUUCUUGCUAAUUUCAGAGUUCCUUUAAAUUCAGUAAGGUGCUGUUUUUAUGUCAGUCACUUUUCAGAGUAGAACAAAUGGAUUUAACUUAGUUUUCUAUCUUUAGCAUCUUCCUCUUCUCCCAUUUCUUCCUAGUCCACCUGUAACAAUCAGUUCAAAGCUGUCUGCCUACUCUGAAAAUGAUCAAGUCAUAAUAAAAAGAAAACCUAUAGCCCACUGUGGCAAGAUCACUCUGUGCUUUUAGCAUAAACUUCCGAGGCUGGAUGCAAGUGGAGACUCCACUCCUGCACAGUCUACAGAAGCUGAAAUCCUCUUGCAUCCAUAUUGUUCAGUGGGUAUCUAGAUCAGGAAGUGGAGGUGCCCUGUGCCUGCAUGCAGUGUGUUUGUAAAACUGAUCUGUAGUGGUUUAGCCAGAGAACUGGCAUCUUCAGCUGCUACUCAAAAUCUUGAUUAAAGGCUUCAUUCAGGGCAAUACCAGGAGGGUGAGUUGCUGACUUGAUCCUAUGUAAAGGCUUCCUCCAGAAAUUUAUUUUUCUGGGAGGGUGGAAUUGUAAAAGAGUAGGGAUAUGAGCAAAACGAUAACCCUGUGCUCAAAAGAGAAAAAUUAUUCUAAUGUACUUUGGCCAGCAAGAAUGACAAAGGCUGGCUAUGCUCAGAGGUGAGCUGGCAAGGGAGUGUUUGAAGGGUAGGCCUUGAGGGUUUGUGCCAUCAUGCCUUAGAUCACUGCAAAUUAGUUGCUCCCAGAGUUUUCGAAACUGGUGGUCAUCCCUCUUCAGAUGAGAUGUGAAGAUGGAAUGUGGAAAAACCAGUUUCCCCAGUGGUCACUCAGUCUUCCCCUCAACUCAAGGUUACCAGUGCACUUGUCUCUUUGUUUUCAUGAGUGACUAUGACUAAUGUGCUUCACCAGCCUGAUCCACAUGCUUCGUGCAGGGAUGGUGGAGUGAAAGGGCCUUGUCUGCAUUGUCCUCCACUUUUCUGGUUGUUGACAGUGCAGGGGUGUAACAGGCCAACUGUGAUUUACAGCUUCAGCUGGUUGCUCUGGGCUUCUCUCACAUUGCUCGUGUGGUAGUGGGGCUGAUAUGAAAAGAACUGGGUAAGUAACUUCUGGUGGGCUUUAUCCCUCUUGUUCAAAAUGCUGUCUCCAGUCUCAGCCUCUUGUCCCAGCCUCACUCACAUCUUGUCACACUGCUUGGGACUUGAGCAAGUUCCCUGUUCUUUCAUGGUGUACUGGUUCAGGUACCAAGUUCUGCAAAGCUUAGGGGCACCUGUUAACAGCCCAAACUUCUACACUUGCUUAGGCAGUGGUUUGCUGAAUGGGACCUUGCUCACGGUGUCCUUAUUCAUUUUACUCAGCUCUAGGUAUCUUCCUGGACUGCCAUAUCCCUUUCAGUCUGAAAAGGUUUGCUCCAAAGUCACUCCUGUUCCGUGGAGUUGAUUCCUGUACUGCUGGUUAUUGCAAUUCAGUGGCUUUUCUUUUUCUUGUUUUCAUUCUGGGGUUCACUGCAAAGGUACAAAACCAUACUGACUUUCUCAACUCCUGAACCUAGUACAGGGGCCCAUCCUGAGGCAUCAGAAUUAUUUGUCUACUCUCCAGGUGCUUAGAGACAAGGAUCUCUUAGACAAAGAAGGAGGAAAACAGCUGCAUAUACACAAGUGAGAAGGUACCUCUGAGUAGAAUAGUUGAGGGAGCAGCUUAUGAAUUUUAAGUAUAAAACCAGUAAUUGAGGUUGUUUUGUUUUUUUUCUUAAAAUUGCUUUAACAGGAGGUUAGGUGGUGUUUUAAGCCACAGAAAGUUGCAAUGUAGACUGAGGUUUUCAUCAAUGCAAAAUGUGCCUCUCAAUUACAGUGCAAAGUCAGUUUCUGUUGCUUUUGUUUGCAAUGGAAGAAGAUUAUCUGAAGACUGAUUUAAUGUGUUUCUUGCUCUUAUAUGUAAUCACCCACACAACAGUCCUUGCUGGUCUUUCCCAAGCACUGUUCAGCACUAUCCCUAUUUAAAAACAAAACAGGGACUGCUUUGAGUAGUGGAACCUAAUGAAUUUCCUUGGUUUGAGAGAGACCCUGGAGAUUAAGAGUCCAGGUUCUGUGUGUUUUAAAUACAACUUUAAACCAAUGCAGCUAUUCUCUCAGACCAGUGCAGCUUCUUACCUUUCCCUCCAUUUACAUGGGAAUUUAAAAGUAAACCAAGCAAUACAUGAGCCAGUUGAUGUGCUUGCAGGUGGAACAUGUUUUUUUUAAAUUUGAAGAUUGAGAUUUCUCUUGUGGAAGAACUUGUUGUGGGUGCAAGAGUGUGGAGCUCAGAUUACAGCUCUUCUGCCAGCUUGUUAAAUGCAAUUAAGUAUUCCAGACUCUUUUGAAGAAGACUGUGUAAAAGCUAUGAAGGUGUAGAAUGGAACUGAUAAUUUUAAAUUUUAGGUCAUGUGUGUGUUGCUUGACUACAUGGACAAUGUUAACAGUGAUUUUUACAGAUUGGUUUCCAUGUGUCAGUCACAAAUAAUUUGCUGUUUGGAGGAAAACUUCCAGUAGAUACUUCUCCAGAUCAAAUUAUGAGCCUAGUUUUCCCUCUUGUAUUAACCGGGUUACUGUGUUCACAUGCCAGAAGGAUGUUGCUCUUUGAAGAAGCAUGUUGGUGUAUGUGGCAAUGCCCCAUGCACUUUUUAAAUACCUAGACCUGUACAUUCUCGUCUUGAGUAUCGUUAACCAUACUGUAGUCUGACAAAUGAAUCUUUUACUACUGCCCUGUUACAUAGAUAAUUGUAAUUAACUGAAGUUUGUUUUUUCCACUACUUGAAGUCGUGUGAUCUGAAAAUUGGUGAACAAAAAGUAUUUGUGCAUCUUACUAUGGGUAUCUCUAAAUAAAAUGUAUUUGUAUAGUG
Molecule: messenger RNA, 11291 nt
Organism: Corvus hawaiiensis (hawaiian crow)
Lineage: Eukaryota; Metazoa; Chordata; Aves; Passeriformes; Corvidae
Gene: DCAF12
Product: DDB1 and CUL4 associated factor 12
Exons: 9
Coding region: 148-1518 (456 amino acids)
Cellular component (GO): Cul4-RING E3 ubiquitin ligase complex
Molecular function (GO): protein binding
Source: RefSeq, a predicted model, not a curated record